Molecule: messenger RNA, 696 nt
Organism: Phytophthora sojae
Lineage: Eukaryota; Oomycota; Peronosporomycetes; Peronosporales; Peronosporaceae
Exons: 4
Coding region: 1-696 (231 amino acids)
Source: RefSeq, a predicted model, not a curated record
AUGGACGGCCGGCGGGUGUCGCCGAGGGACGUGCCCAUGACGCACCGAGAGCUGCUGGCCACGCGCGUGCUGUCCGUGGACGCGUACUGGCAGGAGCUGCGCGAGUCGAGGAGCCGCCAGCCGCGGGAGAUCCCCGUGCCGCUCUGGCCGGGCGAGAGUCUGGCGCAGUACGAGCGCGAGUUCGGCCGCUGGCUGGCGUCGCGCCGACUGUCGCUGGCGUCCAUGCGCGAGGACCCCGUGGCCGAGCGCAACUGCCGCAUGCAGUUCGCGCAGACGCGGGUGGCGAGGCCAGGCGAGUCAAGGCAGCCACAACAGCAACAGCAGCAACUACAACAGCGGGGGCCCCGUGCUCCCUCGCGCUCUCGAGAGCUGCUCGCCAGACGCGUGAUCUCAGUGGAUGCAUUCCGAGACGAGAUGUACAAGCUUCGACACGGAUUCAUCCGCGAAGACGAUCUCAAGCGUCCGCAUGAGACGAUGUCGAUGGCGCAGUACACCCAAAAGUUCGAGCGGUGGCUCGAAAUGCGCAACGUGUCGCUGGCAUCGCUGCGUGAUAAUCCGGCACGAGAGCGAUCGUUGUGGCACUCGUUUGCGUACACGCGGGCGGGGACGUCGGAUGUCAAGGUCAAGGUCACCGUCUCGAAUCAUUCGAAGGAGCUCGGAGAGGAGUCGACCGCCAAUGACAGCUUCGUAUACUGA